AUUUCCUAAGCGUAAAACCAACUUUGUGAUUUUUAGAUCCACGAGUAAUUUCUUAUCCUUUGAUGGAUUCACCAUACAAGACAUACGCAGGUGUUAUCAUUUUUCUUAUUUAUAUCAAAAUAAUUGGACCUAAGAUGAUGAAAAACAGGAAUCCAUAUGAUUUAAGAACACCGAUGCUUCUUUACAACAUUGUUCUUGUAGCUUUAAGUGGAUGGAUGUUUUAUAGGUUUGCUGCUUACGGCUGGUUUAAUAACUUCAGCUGGAUAUGUGAACCUAUGGAUUUUUCGAAUAAUGAUGCUGCCGUCAAAAUGCUUGAAGCCUUUUACGUCUACUAUAUAUCAAAAUUCAUUGAAUUUCUAGACACAGUAAGUAUUUUGUCAAAAUAUAUUGUUUGA
Messenger RNA from Parasteatoda tepidariorum (common house spider), 395 nucleotides. NCBI's taxonomy places the organism in Eukaryota, Metazoa, Arthropoda, Arachnida, Araneae, Theridiidae. The record is from RefSeq and is a predicted model, not a curated record.